Messenger RNA from Eucalyptus grandis, 1521 nucleotides. RefSeq names its product cytochrome b561 and DOMON domain-containing protein At4g12980. The transcript has 3 exons. The record is from RefSeq and is a predicted model, not a curated record. The coding region runs from base 114 to 1310 and encodes 398 amino acids. NCBI's taxonomy places the organism in Eukaryota, Viridiplantae, Streptophyta, Magnoliopsida, Myrtales, Myrtaceae.
UCUCUCUCCGUCUCUCCGUCUCCCUCUCCUGUCUGAACCGUUAGUUCGCACUCAGGAGUCGGAGCCGCCCCCUUCUCUCUCUCUCUCAUCAAUGGCUUCCUCCCUUCUCAUCAAUGGCAACCCCUCCUCCGCCGCCUCCCCGCGGCGGUCCCCUCCUCCUCCUCCUCCUCCUCCUCGCCCCCGCCGCCGACGCCCUCGUCUGCUCCUCCCAGAAGUUCAGCAACAACGUCCUCUACUCCACCUGCCUCGACCUCCCCACCCUCUCCGCCUCCCUCCAUUUCUCCUACGACGCCGCCAACUCCUCCGCCGCCGUCGCCUUCGUCGCCGCCCCGCCCAAGGGCGAGGACGGCUGGGCCUCCUGGGCCCUCAACCCCACCGCCACCGGCAUGUUCGGCGCCCAGGCACUCAUCGCCUUCCGCGACGCCGGCGCCAUGACCGUGAAGACCUACAACAUCACGUCCACCACAGUCAGGGAGUCGCCGAUCUCGUUCGAGACGUGGGAGCGGACGGCCGAGUACAACUCGGCCGACGGCACGAUGAGGAUCUUCGCGAAGAUCAAGGUGCCCGCCGGCGACCCGGCGAAGCUGAACCAGGUGUGGCAGGUGGGGUCGAGCGUGACGAACGGCGUACCGGACGCUCACGCGAUGGCGGCGGCAAAUCUCGGAGCGAAAGGGACGCUCGAUUUGGUCACCGGGACGACCACGGCCGGCGGCGGCGGAUCCACGAUCAAGAAGAAGAAUAUCCAUGGAAUUCUCAAUGCUGUGAGCUGGGGGAUCAUGUUCCCGAUCGGAGCCAUCAUCGCGAGGUACGUGAGGGCCUUCCCCUCUGCCGACCCGGCAUGGUUCUAUCUCCACGCCUUUUGCCAGACCUCGGCCUAUGCAAUCGGGGUCGCCGGCUGGGGAACCGGCCUGAAGCUGGGCAGUCAGUCUACGGGAAUCCAGUACACUGGUCACCGGAAUAUUGGGAUCGCCCUCUUUGCUCUGGCGACGGUGCAGAUAUUUGCGUUGUUCCUGAGACCGAAGAAGGACCACAAGUACCGGUUCUACUGGAAUAUCUACCACCACGGCCUCGGGUACACCAUCCUCAUCCUGGGCAUCCUCAAUGUGUUCAAAGGCCUGGACAUCCUGCAGCCCGACAACAAGUGGAAAUCGGCGUACAUCAUCUUGAUAUCAGUACUGGGCGGAGUGGCCGUGGUGUUGGAACUGAUCACGUGGAUCGUCGUCCUGAAGAGGAAGAAGUCGGGCGAGCCCACGAAGCCGUACGACGGAUACAACAAUGGGCAAGGGAGGCAACAACCGCUCGCCAUAUGACCAACGAAGCAGGGCAGCGCCGCCGGCGGUUCGGGUCACGUAGGGUCCGCUGCACCUCACGUACAGAAAACGUUACUAGCCUCCUUAUCUACCGCAGAGUCUUCUCUAUAUGUCCGUCAUUCAUAGUUCUAGCCUCUGUAUAAUACGACUCUUGUUCGACGCCGGGUUAUUCUUUUUGCAAUAUAUAUAUUCACAGGUUGUGUAGUGGCCA